This is a messenger RNA of Chlorocebus sabaeus (green monkey), 4007 nucleotides long. It is a transcript of the gene MYB, whose product is annotated as MYB proto-oncogene, transcription factor. Lineage: Eukaryota; Metazoa; Chordata; Mammalia; Primates; Cercopithecidae. Gene Ontology annotation, biological process: regulation of DNA-templated transcription. Gene Ontology annotation, molecular function: RNA polymerase II cis-regulatory region sequence-specific DNA binding; DNA-binding transcription factor activity, RNA polymerase II-specific. Gene Ontology annotation, cellular component: nucleus. The record is from RefSeq and is a predicted model, not a curated record.
GGGACUUGGCGCGGGUCGGCCCCGCCGCGGCCGGGAGCGGGGUUUGCGCAGGAAAAGGCGCCGCCGCGGCCCCCGGCCGCCCCUCCUCGGCCCCAGGCUCCCCGCCCGCGCGCCUCCCGGGCCUCGCGGCGCGCUAGGCGCACCUCGGCGGCGCGAGCGCCGAAUGGGAGCUGCCGCUCUGCCGGCCCGGCAGCCCAGCGGGCGGCAGCCUGGGCGACCGCGGAGGCGGCGGGCAGGGCGCGUGCGCACUGCAGGGGCGCCAGAUUUGGCGGGAGGGGGAGUGUCCAAAGCUCUUUGUUUGAUGGCAUCUCUGUUUACAGAGUUUACACUUUAAUAUCAACCUGUUUCCUCCUCCUCCUUCUCCUCCUCCUCCGUGACCUCCUCCUCCUCUUUCUCCUGAGAAACUUCGCCCCGGCGGUGCGGAGCGCCGCUGCGCAGCCGGGGAGGGACGCAGGCAGGCGGCGGGCAGCGGGAGGCGGCAGCCCGGUGCGGUCCCCGCGGCUCUCGGCGGAGCCCCGCGCCCGCCGCGCCAUGGCCCGAAGACCCCGGCACAGCAUAUAUAGCAGUGACGAGGAUGAUGAGGACUUUGAGAUGUGUGACCAUGACUAUGAUGGGCUGCUUCCCAAGUCUGGAAAGCGUCACUUGGGGAAAACAAGGUGGACCCGGGAAGAGGAUGAAAAACUAAAGAAGCUGGUGGAACAGAAUGGAACAGAUGACUGGAAAGUUAUUGCCAAUUAUCUCCCGAAUCGAACAGAUGUGCAAUGCCAGCACCGAUGGCAGAAAGUACUAAACCCUGAGCUCAUCAAGGGUCCUUGGACCAAAGAAGAAGAUCAGAGAGUGAUAGAGCUUGUACAGAAAUACGGUCCGAAACGUUGGUCUGUUAUUGCCAAGCACUUAAAGGGGAGAAUUGGAAAACAAUGUAGGGAGAGGUGGCAUAACCACUUGAAUCCAGAAGUUAAGAAAACCUCCUGGACAGAAGAGGAAGACAGAAUUAUUUACCAGGCACACAAGAGACUGGGGAACAGAUGGGCAGAAAUCGCAAAGCUACUGCCUGGACGAACUGAUAAUGCUAUCAAGAACCACUGGAAUUCUACAAUGCGUCGGAAGGUCGAACAGGAAGGUUAUCUGCAGGAGUCUUCAAAAGCCAGCCAGCCAGCAGUGGCCACAAGCUUCCAGAAGAACAGUCAUUUGAUGGGUUUUGCUCAGGCUCCACCUACAGCUCAACUCCCUGCAACUGGCCAGCCCACUGUUAACAACGACUAUUCCUAUUACCACAUUUCUGAAGCACAAAAUGUCUCCAGUCAUGUUCCAUACCCUGUAGCGUUACAUGUAAAUAUAGUCAAUGUCCCUCAGCCAGCUGCCGCCGCCAUUCAGAGACACUAUAAUGAUGAAGACCCUGAGAAGGAAAAGCGAAUAAAGGAAUUAGAAUUGCUCCUAAUGUCAACUGAGAAUGAGCUAAAAGGACAGCAGGCGCUACCAACACAGAACCACACAUGCAGCUACCCCGGGUGGCACAGCACCACCAUUGCCGACCAUACCAGACCUCAUGGAGACACUGCACCUGUUUCCUGUUUGGGAGAACACCACUCCACUCCAUCUCUGCCAGCGGAUCCUGGCUCCCUACCUGAAGAAAGCGCCUCGCCAGCAAGGUGCAUGAUCGUCCACCAGGGCACCAUUCUGGAUAAUGUUAAGAACCUCUUAGAAUUUGCAGAAACACUCCAAUUUAUAGAUUCUGAUUCUUCAUCAUGGUGUGAUCUCAGCAGUUUUGAAUUCUUUGAAGAAGCAGAUUUUUCACCUAGCCAACAUCACACAGGCAAAGCCCUACAUCUUCAGCAAAGAGAGGGCAAUGGGACUAGACCUGCAGGAGAACCUAGCCCAAGGGUGAACAAACGUAUGUUGAGUGAGAGUUCACUUGACCCACCCAAGGUCUUACCUCCUGCAAGGCACAGCACAAUUCCGCUGGUCAUCCUUCGAAAAAAACGGGGCCAGGCCAGCCCCUUAGCCACUGGAGACUCUAGCUCCUUCAUAUUUGCUGACGUCAGCAGUUCAACUCCCAAGCGUUCCCCUGUCAAAAGCCUACCCUUCUCUCCCUCGCAGUUCUUAAACACUUCCAGUAACCAUGAAAACUCAGACUCGGAAAUGCCUUCUUUAACUUCCACCCCUCUCAUUGGUCACAAAUUGACUGUUACAACACCAUUUCAUAGAGACCAGACUGUGAAAACUCAAAAGGAAAAUACUGUUUUUAGAACCCCAGCUAUCAAAAGGUCAAUCUUAGAAAGCUCUCCAAGAACUCCUACACCAUUCAAACACGCGCUUGCAGCUCAAGAAAUUAAAUAUGGUCCCCUGAAGAUGCUACCUCAGACACCCUCUCAUCUAGUAGAAGACCUGCAGGAUGUGAUCAAACAGGAAUCUGAUGAAUCUGGAAUUGUUGCUGAGUUUCAAGAAAAUGGACCACCCUUACUGAAGAAAAUCAAACAAGAGGUGGAAUCUCCAACUGAUAAAUCAGGAAACUUCUUCUGCUCACACCACUGGGAAGGGGACAGUCUAAAUACUCAACUGUUCACGCAGACCUCGCCUGUGGCAGAUGCACCGAAUAUUCUUACAAGCUCCAUUUUAAUGGCACCAGCAUCAGAAGAUGAAGACAAUGUUCUCAAAGCAUUUACAGUACCUAAAAACAGGUCCCUGGCGAGCCCCUUGCAGCCUUGUAGCAGUACCUGGGAACCUGCAUCCUGUGGAAAGAUGGAGGAGCAGAUGACAGCUUCCAGUCAAGCUCGUAAAUACGUGAAUGCAUUCUCAGCCCGGACGCUGGUCAUGUGAGACAUUUCCAGAAAAGCAUUAUGGUUUUCAGAACACUUCAAGUUAACUUGGGAUAUAUCAUUCCUCAACAUGAAACUUUUCAUGAAUGGGAGAAGAACCUAUUUUUGUUGUGGUACAACAGUUGAGAGCAGCACCAGGUGCAUUUAGUUGAAUGAAAUCUUAUUGGAUUUCACCCAACUAAAAGGAUUUUUAAAAAUAAAUAACAGUCUUACCUAAAUUAUUAGGUAAUGAAUUGUAGCCAGUUGUUAAUAUCUUAAUGCAGAUUUUUUUUAAAAACAUAAAAUGAUUUAUCUGUAUUUUAAAGGAUCCAACAGAUCAGUAUUUUUUCCUGUGAUGGGUUUUUUGAAAUUUUACACAUAGAAGGUACUCCAGUAUUUCACUUUUCUCGAUCACUAAACAUAUGCAUAUAUUUUUAAAAAUCAGUAAAAGCAUUACUAUAAGUAUAGACUUAAUACCAUGAGACAAUUAAUCCAGAUUGUAAAUGCUCAUUUAUGGUUAAUGACAUUGAAGGUACAUUUAUUGUACCAAACCAUUUUAUGAGUUUUCUGUUAGCUUGCUUUAAAAAUUAUUACUGUAAGAAAUAGUUUUAUAAAAAAUUAUAUUUUUAUUCAGUAAUUUAAUUUUGUAAAUGCCAAAUGAAAAACGUUUUUUGCUGCUAUGGUCUUAGCCUGUAGACAUGCUGCUAGUAUCAGAGGGGCAGUAGAGCUUGGACGGAAAGAAAAGAAACUUGGUGUUAGGUAAUUGACUAUGCACUAGUAUUUCAGACUUUUUAAUUUUAUAUAUAUAUACAUUUUUUUUCCUUUUGUAAUACAUUUGAAAACUUGUUUGGGAGACUCUGCAUUUUUUAUUGUGGUUUUUUUUGUUAUUGUUGGUUUAUAAAAGCAUGCAUUGCACUUCUUUUUGGGAGAUCUGUGUUGUUGAUGUUCUAUGUUUUGUUUUGAGUGUAGCCCAACUGUUUUAUAAUUUGGGAGUUCUGCAUUUGAUCCGCAUCCCCUGUGGUUUCUAAGUGUAUGGUCUCAGAACUGUUGCAUGGAUCCUGUGUUUGCAACUGGGGAGACAGAAAACUGUGGUUGAUAGCCAGUCACUGCCUUAAGAACAUUUGAUGCAAGAUGGCCAGCACUGAACUUUUGAGAUAUGACGGUGUACUUACUGCCUUGUAGCAAAAUAAAGAUGUGCCCUUAUUUUACCUA